Molecule: messenger RNA, 2449 nt
Organism: Spodoptera exigua (beet armyworm)
Lineage: Eukaryota; Metazoa; Arthropoda; Insecta; Lepidoptera; Noctuidae
Source: the annotation of a GenBank genome assembly
CUGCGGAGGAAACAGUAAACUGAGUCUGUAGAACCUUGCAUAAGUCAGAUUGUUUAUUAUAGUGAUAAAAAAAAUGAGAGACAAAAGACUCGGCUUACGAUAAAAAAAACCUAAUGUCAAAUUUUGUUGUCUACCUAAUUCUUACAUUACAUAGGACUAAAAUGAAAAUGAUGAAGUUUCAGAAGUAUUCGAAUUUAAAAACGCUACAAAUAAAUGUGGCUAAUUUGCUGUAACAGAGAUUCCGUUUCUACUUUAUGUAUAAAAUUUACCUUUUUUAAUUACACAUUCUUAAAACAUCAAUAUUUGUGAGAGAGAAGUUUUUCAGUUACGGCAAAAGUCUGUAAGAAAACAACCAAAAUACAGUACUUACCAAUUUUAUUUUAAAAUGCGCGGAGUGACGUCGUCCUAUUUUAUUAAAACUCUUAUCACUUGCUGUCAGUGUAAGAAAUAUAAUUUAUAUAAUCGUAGUAGUCAUUAUUCAUCAAAGGCCGCUGACGAUGGCGAUGGGGUGUGGCCGCGGCGCGUGGUUACGGGACUGCAGCCCACGGGGGAGUUGCACAUCGGCAACUACUUCGGCGCCGUGCGCCGCUGUGUGCGCCUGCAGGACCAAGGCGAAGACCUUAUGAUAUUCAUAGCUGACCUGCACGCGCUUACCACACGCCAGGAGCCGGCGCGGCUGCAGGCGCGCGUGCUGGACCUGGCGGCGACGCUGCUGGCGGCGGGGCUGCAGCCCGAGCGCUGCGUGUUGUUCGUGCAGUCGGCCGUGCCGCGCCACGCCGAGCUGUGCUGGCUGCUGGCCUGCCUGGCCACGCAGGCGCGCCUGGCGCACCUGCCCCAGUACAAAGAGAAGGCCGCCACCAUGAAGGAGGUGCCGCUCGGCCUGCUGCUCUACCCCGUCCUGCAGGCGGCGGACGUGUUGCUGUACGGCGGCACGGAGGUGCCGGUGGGCGCGGACCAGGUGCAGCACCUGCAGCUGGCGGCGGCGCUGGCGCGGACCUUCGCGCACCGCUACGGCCGCGCCUUCCCCACGCCGCGCGCGCUGCUCGCAGAUGACGGCAGCGAUCGCUUGCGGAGCCUCCGAGACCCCAAUAAGAAGAUGUCAAAGUCCGACACGGAUCCCAAGUCUCGAAUUCUUCUGACAGACCCUGAUGAUGUUAUCGAGCUUAAAAUAAGAAAAGCAGUCACUGACUUCACGCCACAGGUGACUUUCGACCCGGAGACGAGGCCGGGCGUGUCCAACCUGGUAUCCAUCCACUGCCUGGCCGAGGACAAGCUGCCGGAGGAGGUGGUGCAGGAGGCCGAGGGCCUGAGCACGGCGCAGUACAAGCGCGUGGUGGCGGGCGCCCUGCAGCGCGCGCUGGCGCCCGUGCGCGAGCGCGCCGCCGAGCUGCGCGCGCGCCCCGCCUUCUUGCACGACGUGCUGCGCCACGGCGCCGCGCGCGCGCGCCUCCGCGCCGACCAGGUGUACGAGCGCGCCGCGGCGCUGGCCGGCCUGCGCUAGCGGCCUACAGCAGCGGCGGCGGCAGCGUCCGGUCGCGCAGCAGGGCCAGCAGGUCGCGCAGCAGGUCGACGGCCUGCGCCACGGCCUCGGCCUGCUUCUCGGCGGCCAGCGCGCUGCGCAUGGCGGCCUCGGCCAGCAGCUCCUCGGUGGCGAGGCGCGCGCCGGGCGGCGCGGACGAGUCGCUGCACGCGUCGUCCUCCAGCGCGGGCUUGCGCUCGUCGUCCGACUGGCUGGCGCGCCGUCCGCCGCCCGCCGCUUCGCGACCACUGCUGUUGAAUAUAUUCUGCAAGCGCUCCUCUGCACUGGAGAGAUCUCCCAGCGCUCCGCCUGCAGCCGACUUCUUACGGGCUUUGUAUUUUAUGUCAGCCCAAUACUGGCACCACUUGUCGGGCGACUUGCGCGCUCCGCCGCUGUCGACCGCUGCCGCGUUCAAACGUUCCGCCAGAAGACGCCACAAUUUGCUCGAGCUAAACCGAGAGUAAAUCGAUUGUUUCCCGGCAGCAAAAUCAGGGUGCUCUUCCAUAAACGAUAGCAAUAAAUCUAAUUGUUCCGAACUCACUCUAGAAAACGAGCUUUUACAUUUAGUUAAUUCAGCACUCAUGUCUGUCACACAUAUCUGCAAUAUUUUAUUAAAAGGUACCACUAAUAAUUUCGCGAAUGCAUUUCAUCACAUAGCUUUAAUUGAUAAGAUUGUUUUUAAAAAAUCAGAUAGUUAUGACACAGGACUGACUUGAUAAUGUCAAGUCACAUAGGCAUAUUUAAGUGUAUUUUGUGCACCUUACAACGUUCAGUAUUGUUAUAGUUUUUAAAUCAUGAAUGUAUUUAUUUAAUAAAAUAGAAAACCAACUAAUCUUAAUCACAGUAUGUCCAUAGUAUCACCAUUGAGAUAGAAAUAUAUUUCAUAUGUCAAUGAACAAAAUAAAAACAAAUGUCAGUCAGCAGAACCAU